Molecule: messenger RNA, 2301 nt
Organism: Papilio machaon (common yellow swallowtail)
Lineage: Eukaryota; Metazoa; Arthropoda; Insecta; Lepidoptera; Papilionidae
Exons: 2
Coding region: 1-2301 (766 amino acids)
Molecular function (GO): nucleic acid binding; catalytic activity; zinc ion binding
Source: RefSeq, a predicted model, not a curated record
AUGCCCUCCCCCGCUAGCGACACCCCCCCUCUUCCGGCCAUGGCACAUGAGGCGGUGGAUACAGAGACUUUUAAGACAGUCAUAUCAAAACUCACCAAAUGCAUCAUUACGGCGGUAAUGGACGGCAGAAGCGUCACUGCCUCUAAUAAACGAGUUAUUAUUAGGGCAGCCGAGGAGAUCCAAUGCGCGACCACAGCUUUUCUCGAAGUUGCGCACAUCGCUUCUGCCUCCAGCCUUCCCCCCCCUCAAUCGGCGCAGACCGACAGUUGCCCCAACACUCUUAAGGACGAAAUAGUGGCAUGUGUACGCGAAGAGAUAGGCAAGCUAAGGAGCCUAGCCACACAACGCUCUACCUACGCUCAGGUCGCUAACACUCCGCGACAAACAUCACCUGCAAAAUCUAUGGCGCCAACCUUUCCCACUAAUAAGCCGGCGCUUAUCAUCAGCACGGCCAAACCUACAGCAACACGCCAGGAAGUAGUAACCGCUUUCAAGAAACAAGUAUCUUUUAAACAGGUUAACUACGCCCCAUCAAGUAUACGAGGAAUAUCAAAUAAUAAACUUCGAAUAGAGUUCGAUUCGAUAACACAACGGGAUGAGACACUUAAACGCCUGGAGGGAUGCCCAGAGGUAAAGGCCGAGACUGCUCGUUGCCUCAAGCCUAUGUGCAUCUUGAAAGGCAUAUCCACUGACACUCCUGCAGAGGAGCUCAUCGAACUAAUCAAAAACCAGAAUGAGGAAGUCGCUCGCCUUAUCACAGACGAAGAAGACCUCAAGGUCCGAUUCAAGAGACAGAAUCGCAACCCUAACCUGUACAAUGCCGUUUUAAUCGCACACCCCAGGGUAUGGCGCCAAAUUAUUACUAGCGGCCGGCUCUGCGUCGACCACCAACGGGUCCAUGUGCAGGACUUCUCGCCAUUCCUACAGUGUCACAAGUGUCUACAAUUUGGACACACAAAGACCAAAUGCACUGUCAGUGAAAACCCUUGUGCCCACUGCGCUGAAACUGGCCACAACAUUAACUCCUGCCCAGUUAAUGGGGAAGGCAAGGCUCCUACAUGCUACAACUGCAAUAGACACAAUACAAAGUUCAACACAAACACAGACACAAAACAUAAAGCUACUGACCCACGAGUAAAAGCCUGCAUCAUCGCCAAACCGCAAUGCGGUGUCAUCCUGGGUCACAGCGAAUACUCUUCCCCCAAUCUCUGCGUCGUCCACCUCCAAGUCGGGCAGCAAAAAGUCUACUUUGCCUCUGUUUAUGUCGAACCUGACCUAGACCAAUCUAACACACUCGAACUGCUGGACAACUUCCUUAAAGCCACUGACAAGUCAACUCACAUCAUUGGAGGCGACUUCAACGGCUGGCAUCACCUAUGGGGAAGCAACCGUACGAAUGCCAGAGGAAAUGACGUCUUAGACAUUAUCUACGGCAAUGACCUAGCGAUUUGCAAUAAUGGCUCUACACCUACCUUUGAAACGGUCACGCAUGGCAGGGACCGCUCAUCAAUCAUAGAUCUUACACUAUGCUCAACCUCAAUAUACGACCGCAUACAAGAUUGGAAAGUCAACUUAGAUGUCUGCCCCUCUUCCCAACAUAAUGCGAUCGAAUUCACCUUAGUAAAUAAUUGCAGUACCUCCAAACCCGUAAACGACUCCACAUUCUCAUUCAACAGCAGCAAAGCCAAAUGGCCUCUCUUCAAAAACUCCCUUCACCUUCGCAUGAUUACCUCUGACAUAUUAGAACGAGAUAUAUCUUCCUUAAACCCCAACCAAAUUGAAUCUCUCAUCAAAGAUCUCACUGAAAUUAUACGAGCUGCCUGCAGCGACUCCAUGCCCAUCAAGGGGACAGGCCCUCACAAGACCAAGCCCCCUUGGUGGUCAAAAUCACUAGAAGACCAAAAGAAAGCCAUUAUCCAACUGCACCAUCAAAUUCAUCGCGCGAAAGCACGGAACCUUCCCAUCACAGAUUUGCUGGCGGAACAUCACCAGCUAAAACUUAAAUACUCACAAAACAUACGCUACGAGUCCACUAAAAAUUUUAAAAAAUUUUGCCAACUUCAAACAAAAGAAAACGCAUGGUCACUCACCAAUCGCCUCCUCAAAGACACCGCCCCACGUCGCCCUCCCACAACACUAAAGAUAGGCAACGGAUUUACCAAAGAUGCCCAUGAAACAGCGACUGCACUACUACACCACUUCUAUCCAGAUGACGGCCCGGACACCGAACCCAUCCAACACAAAAUCCGAUCCCAUGAAAAAGAUACUCCCAAUACCCCAGACGACUUGGAGGGGCAUUAG